UUGUAGGGACCUACUAAGUUUAAACCAUAGAUAAUUCAGUUCCGGAAAUGAGGCCACACCCAAUCCUAAUGCUGGCACUAGUGCUUGGGCCAAUUCUACUGGCCAAACCAGCGAUAUCUGGUACACACUGGAUAGUGCUGCCGGACAAAAUUACGCCAAGUGUGCCUCUGCCAAUAACGUUCAACUUUUACAAUACGUCAGAAGACGUGAUGGUCAAAAUGGACCUUCUUCAGGACGACCACCACAGUCUUGUAUCUCUUACACAUACGUUUGCUAACGGAGAAGGCGGAUUGCUUCAGAUGCAGGUACCUGCGGACAUAGGACAACCCAAUAUCACGAGAUUCACGCUACUCGUACAUGGACUGAGCGGGGUCUAUUUCCAACAACACGCUCGACUAAAUUACGACUCUGGCACGGUCCCAAAACGUUUCGCAGUCCACAUUCAGUUAGACAAAUCGGUUUACAAACCAGGACAGACAAUUAAUUUCCGGACAUUCGGAGUCUACUCUGACAUGACUGUUUUCAACGGACGCUUCAAUGUCGACAUUUAUGAUCCUAAGGGCAACCAUAUGAAAAAGCUGGCAAACGUCACUUCCGGCACAUAUGGGGUGCUCGAGGAUUUCAUGCUCAUGGAUGAAGAGCCCGUUCUAGGCACAUGGCGGAUAGAAUCACGUGCUUUAAGGCAUCGGUACGACGGCGUCGAGUAUUUUGAGAAGUCAAAUUCAAAGACAUUUCAAGUAGACAAAUAUGUGCUACCGAAAUUCGACGUGAAUGUCAACUUGCCGUCCUAUGUUGUUACCACUGAUAAGGAAAUGCAAGGGUCUAUCACAGCAAAAUACACAUACGGGAAACCUUUCAUCGGAACAGCAAAUGUAACAGCCGACAUUAACUACAAUGGGGCACCUUGGAAGAUCCGGGGCGAUGAAGUCAUGGUCAAAAUAUCGCUCGAUCUUAACGGUAAUGCUAAAUUCACGAUUCCCUUCGACCAACUCCUGAACGAAGUUGACCCCUAUUCAUACCAACCACUGGUAGAGAAACUGGCCGGCUAUCAACUCAUCAUAAGGGUGAAGGUCACUGAGAGUCUAAACAAUGUCACAAGGGAAGCUACGGGAUCGGUUCUCUUCUACAAAGAACCAUUCAGAGUGUCGUUCGCUCGUGAUAGCAGUCCAACCUUCUUCAAACCUGGCCUGCCUUACGUUGGACACAUCAAGUUAACGCAAGCUGACGGCCGUCCAGUCAUAUCUAACGCAACGGAUAUUUUGUUACGGAGUUACGUAAAAUUUUACGAAAAAGCGCACACUCUACCGGACAAGCAUUUCGCUCCAUCACCAACUGGUAUUAUCGAGUUUAUGGUUGAUCCUCCAGAAAACGCCACCUCUCUCCAUCUUCAAGUUGAGUACAAAGGACUUACCAACACCUACGACAUGACAAAGCCGUCCUGGUUGAUUGAAAAUGGGAACCUUCAGCUGUCUCAAGUCAAUUCAUCAAUGAUCGGGGAAGUCGUUGAUUUUCAGUUACUUGGUGCGGUGCCACUUGGAAAGGUUUUCUACUAUGUGAUAACAAACGACCACGUUACCCUAUCAGGAGCACUAGACUCGAUAUCCAAGACUGAGCAUAUCCACUUUCAAGUUCGGGACGAUAUGAAACCAUACAGCAAACUAAUCGUGUAUUACUUCACCACGGAUUCCUGGAAUGCGGAUUCCAUUCAUUUUGUUGCAAAGACAUCCGCUGAUGUCUUCCAAAACAAGAUAUCAAUGUCGUUUGACAAAACUCAAGCCGAACCAGCUGAGAAUGUUUCUCUUCAAAUUUCCACUGAUGCUGACUCUCUAGUGAACAUUCUUGCCGUAGACCAGAGUGUUUUAUUGUUGGCUACUGGAAAUGACAUCACCCAAUCUGAUGUAAUAACCUCACUACGUCCGAACGACAGACCUUCCCAGAAUGCCGCCUCUAUGCACGACCCAAAACAGAUCAUGCAGACCUCGGGUAUACAGGUUCUCUCGGAUGUAACCAGUUUUUCCUGGGCAGCCCCUCACUAUAAACGACAAGUGGACUGUUUCCCCGGAGGUAACUCCGGAUCCACGCUACAGGAAGUUAAACACACGAGAGAAAAUUUCCCCGAGACUUGGUUGUGGACAAACAUAGUUUCUGAUCAAAACGGCGCCGCUGUAAUCUCUGCGACGGUUCCGGACACGAUUACUUCCUGGUACGCUACGGCCUUCUCGGUUAACGCAUUGUCUGGACUUGGAAUCACCGAUGGGCCAUCAAAGUUCACGACGUUCCGGCCAUUCUUCGUCAGUCUGAAUCUGCCCUACUCUGUGGUGAGAGGCGAGCAGGUCGUCCUGCAAUCAAACAUCUUCAACUACAUGGGCCAGGACCUCGACGUGACAGUAACAUUGGAUAAAUCCGAUGACUUUGACGUCAUUCAAAACAAGAGUGGCCAUGUGACAUACCAAUCCAUAGAUGUUGUCACUCAAAUACACGUCAAAGCAGGAGCGGCAGCGUCAGUUUUCGUGCCAAUUGUCCCUCGUAUCGUCGGUCAAGCGGAGAUAUCUGUAAAAGCGCAGUCACCUUUCUCAGCAGAUGGUGUCAAACGACAACUUAAGGUCGAGGCUGAAGGAAAGAAGAUGCACUACAACGUUCCCUUACUGAUAAGCGAGCUGAACCCGACCGACGUGGUUUUGGCUUUCCCCGAUAACCUCGUGCCAGACUCGCAGAAAAUUCAAGUUGCUGCUAUUGGUGAUAUUAUGGGCCCUACCGUAAAGAAUCUAAAGUCUCUGUUACGCUUGCCGACUGGUUGCGGUGAGCAGACGAUGACGAGUUUUGCACCUGAUGUGUUCGUGUACAACUACCUGCAGGCCUCAAAUCAACUUACGCCGGAAAUUGCAGAUAUGGCUAAACACUACAUGAACAGAGGUUACCAACGUGAGCUUACGUUCCAGAGAUCAGAUGGAUCCUUCAGUAUCUGGGGCCAACAGGACUAUCAGGGAAGCAUGUGGUUGACGGCGUUUGUAUUAAAGUCGUUUUCCCAAGCUCACAGGCAUAUUUUCGUGUCCGACCAUAUGCUGCGUACUGCAACCACAUGGAUUUCGUACAAUCAGAACUCGGACGGCUCUUUCCGGAGUGUUGGAGCAGUUCACAGUACCUCUUUACAGGGAGGCAGUUCAUCUAAGUACAGUCUGACAGCGUUUGUGCUGAUUGGCCUGUUAGAAGCUGAGCAAGUACUUAAAAAUGAAUACCGUCUCACCAAUAUUGCUGCAAAGGCUCGCGGAUUUCUUGAGCUGCAUCUAGCCAAUUUGAAUCAUCAGUCUAAUGUGGAGUUGAUUAACGAUACUUAUGAUCUGGCAAUUACUGCUUACGCACUGGCCAAAGCGGGAAGUGUCCGAUCGUUUGACGCCUACACCAAGCUGAAGAGCAGAGCAACCACAACUAAAGACGGCAAGAUGUUCUGGCGAAUUCCAAGGGCUCAGUACACGUACAGCUACUGGGAAAGUUUCUACGCUCGAGAGUCACCGCUUUCCGUGGAAGCUACUGCCUACGCACUACUUUACCUCGUUCAGACCAGACAACUUUCUGAAGGGAUGCCACUCGUCAAGUGGCUCGUCUCCCAGCGUAAUUCACUCGGAGGUUUCACGUCUACGCAAGACACGGUUAUUGGUCUAGAGGCCUUGUCAGCCUUCGGGUACGUUACCACCGCAAACCUGGACCUUAAUAUCGAUGUGAAUGGCGUUCAUUAUAGCAAGAGUAUGCAUGUAACAAAGCAGGAGGCAAUGGUUAUGAAGCUACUAGAUGUUCCGUCCAGCGCCAUUCCAGCCUUCAGGCAACAUGGCGUGCACACAACUCCGGCCAACUCCCCGCUUCCAUCGAUAAGCAUUGAGGCACACGGAAACGGGUCCGCUCUCGUGCAAGUUUCAGUAUCGUUUAAUGUGGAGACUGAGCCAGCUGCUCCAGCGUUCAACCUAACAUCUGAAGUUGUGCAAGAGUCGCUACAUUCCAUUGUCGUAAAAACGUGCGCCAGGUACCUUUACUCCUUGUACCAUGGACCGGGCAUGGCGGUUGUAGAAAUCGAUAUGCCAACAGGUUUCGAGGCGGACCUUGAAAGCAAGAAUUCUGACAUCUCCUUAUCCAAGAAGUCUGAAAUCAGGGACCAGAAAACCGUCGUUCUCUACUACGAUGAGAUUGGUCCGUACGGAGACACCUGCUCCUAUGUUGAAAUGAUCAGAUCCGACCUCGUGGCCAACCUGAAGCCUGCUCCAGUCAGAGUCUUUGACUACUAUGAGCCAGAGCGAUUCAAGGCCUUGGCAUUCUACGAGUCGAGUGUCCUGCGGGAUUCCUCCUUCUGUGAUAUCUGCGCUGACUGUGGAUGCUAAUCAUGUUCGCGUUCGGCAAUGAUUUUGAAACCAGUGAAUAUGGGAAUACUUUAAAAGCAAAUAAAUGUCCAUUACACAAUAA
Mya arenaria is the source of this 4449-nucleotide messenger RNA. RefSeq names its product CD109 antigen-like. The record is from RefSeq and is a predicted model, not a curated record. Gene Ontology annotation, molecular function: endopeptidase inhibitor activity. Lineage: Eukaryota; Metazoa; Mollusca; Bivalvia; Myida; Myidae. Gene Ontology annotation, cellular component: extracellular region.